This is a messenger RNA of Notolabrus celidotus (New Zealand spotty), 4815 nucleotides long. RefSeq names its product pleckstrin homology domain-containing family A member 5-like. The record is from RefSeq and is a predicted model, not a curated record. Lineage: Eukaryota; Metazoa; Chordata; Actinopteri; Labriformes; Labridae. The transcript is spliced from 26 exons. Gene Ontology annotation, cellular component: cytosol. Gene Ontology annotation, molecular function: phosphatidylinositol-3-phosphate binding; protein binding; phosphatidylinositol-4-phosphate binding. Bases 240 to 3674 code for a protein of 1144 amino acids.
GGUGCUUGGACUUGGUGAAAGGGGACAGGAGAUUGGCAUCUGAUGAUCUGAGGGGGUGAGAAGGGGAGUGGCGUUUCAGGAGGUCGGUCAGAUAAAAAGAACAGACAGUUUGUUACCUACCUGUCUGCCCUCCCCCUGAGCUCCUGCCCUCCUCUCAGCCAUCCGCGGUUGCCAAGGUUUCCGUGUACGCGCUGCCCGCGAGAGCGGAGCCGCGCGCUUGUCAUCCAGUAUUGCCAGACAUGGCGGCGGAUCUACAACCCGAGUGGAUUUCUUGUCUCCCUUCUUCCUGGAGUUAUGGGGUUACCCGGGAUGGACGCGUCUUCUUCAUUAACGAAGAAGCCAAGAGUACAACCUGGCUGCAUCCAGUAAGUGGCGAGGCGGUAAUAACCGGGCACAGGAAAACUCCAGACCUCCCUACUGGAUGGGAAGAAGGAUAUACUUUUGAGGGUGCACGCUGCUUUAUCAAUCACAAUGAGCGGAAGGUGACCUGUAAGCAUCCUGUCUCCAGCCUACCCUCCCAAGACAACUGCAUCUUUGUCAUCAACGAACAAUCUGCACCCAAAGUGUCUGCGAAUGAGACAAAGGAACGGCCACUGAGCACCAUGAGUGAGGCCUCUAACUACACUGGCGGCUCAGACCAAGCCGCAAACCCCGGCAGCCCAGCAGGAAGACCCUCAAGACCUUCAAAAAAAAUUCACAACUUCGGGAAGAGAUCCAACUCCAUCAGGAGGAAUCCCAGCGCUCCAGUGAUCAAGAGAAACUGGCUUUAUAAACAGGACAGUACAGGGAUGAAGCUGUGGAAAAAGAGGUGGUUUGUGCUCUCUGACCUGUGCCUCUUCUACUACAGAGAUGAAAAAGAGGAGGGGAUACUUGGCAGCAUCCUCCUACCGAGCUUUCAUGUAUCCAUGCUGUCUGUGGAUGAUCACAUUAACAGAAAAUAUGCCUUCAAGGCCACACAUCCCAACAUGAGGACAUACUAUUUUUGCAGUGACACAGCCAAAGAGAUGGAGUCUUGGAUGAAAGUAAUGACAGACGCUGCACUCGUGCAUUCAGAGCCAGUCAAAAGGCUGGACAAGCUAAAAGUGGAGCAAUGCGGACCUCAAGAAAUCAAUCACGUGGCCAACAACAGGCCGCCGCUCACCCAGCCUGAAAUACAAAACAACGAACGAAACCGUGAGGUGGUCCAAGAACACACUGUAGCAGUCACUUCCCCCCCAGCUGAAGUCGAGAGGAAGCAAAGAGACGCAGAACGCUACGGCUUCCAGCAGGACGGGACCGAGCGGGAACGUCCUCUCACAAAGAUCAACAGCAUCAAACUGCAGCCAGCUCAGGCAGCGGCUAUCAAAGCUAACCUCGCCUCACCACAGACCCCUUCAGAAAUGGAUGGGUUACACCGCAGCCCUCGGGUCAAUGGAUCUGGUGAGCAGUGCCCAGCUAAUGGGACCGGAGCUCCUCCUCAGAGGAGUCCCACACACGAACCAGAGCGCACCUUAAGUAGGACCAGCUCCAUGCAGCAACUGGAGCAUUGGGUCCGCACACAAAGAGGACGAAACCAGGAUGACGAUACAAGGAGUAUUACAUCAUACCAGACACUGCCUAGAAACAUGCCAAGCCAUCGGGUCCCCUAUAUGCCUCAUUAUGGUGAUGGCUACUGCAGUAUGCCCAGGAAUAGCAUGGCGCAGCGGGACAGCAUCUGCAGCUUAUCCCCAUCGCUGUACGACCAAGCCCUGGGUCCCUCAACGUCUGACAAGCGCCGCUCUAUGCGUGACGACACUAUGUGGCAGUUAUUCGAGUGGCAACAAAGGCAGGCCUACACCAGACAUCCGGGCCUCUACAGCAACAUGGCCAGCCCCAAAACCAUGAUCAACCUGUCGGAGCACGCAGCACCGAGCCACUCCAUCCCGCCGUCGCCCUCUCACGGCUCUCUGUCCAUGUACGGUGGCUAUUCUCCGAUGAGAUCCUACAACAUGAGCAGUGCUCGAUCAGAGCUGUCCUCGCCCGUCUACAGAAGAGACAUGAGCAUCGACAGGCGGCACAGGCCACAACCUAACAAGUAUGCCUACCCACCUGAUAGGAGGUCUAUGCCUGCAGGGAUCCCAGUCCAGACUAUCACGGCUCAGUCUCUCCAAGGCAAAACACUGAGUCCAGAAGACUACAGCCAACACGCCUAUACAUGUAUGCCAGAGGAGGUGGACAUUGAUACCAAACUGAGCCUGUUGUGUGAGCAGGAUAAACUGGUGAGGACACAGGAGGAGAAGCUUCAGCAGCUGUACAGAGAGAAGCACACCCUGGAGACAGCACUCCUGUCAGCCAGCCAGGAGAUAGAGAUGGGCUGUGAUAACCCUGCUGCCAUGCAGAGCGUGAUCCAGCAGAGAGAUCUACUGCAGAGCGGCCUGCUCAGCACCUGCAGAGAGCUUUCCAGAGUCACAGCCGAGCUGGAGCGUUCCUGGAGGGACUAUGACAAGUUGGAAGGAGAUGUGACUUUGGCGAAGAACAACCUUCUAGAGCAGCUUGAAGCUCUGGGUAGCCCUCAGACGGAGCCUCCCAGCCAGCAGCACGUCCGCAUCCAGAAAGAGCUCUGGGGGAUUCAAGACGUGAUGGAGGCGCUCAAUAAACACAAAGCUCAGAGAAAUGCUGUCGACGGUAUGAACUAUUACGGGUCCAAGAACAACUUCAGCAAGCACAAAAGUGAGGGCCCAGACUACAGACUGUAUAAGAGUGAACCAGAGCUCACCACUGUAACUGAGGUGGACGAGAGCAAUGGAGAGGACAGAUCUGAACACCCGUCUGAAAGGGAUCAUGCUGGAAACAAAGGGAUGUCCUACCCUGUCGGCAUUGUCCCACCCAGGACCAGAUCCCCAGUGCCCGAUUCAUCCUCCAUAGCUUCAUAUGUCACCUUAAGGAAGAGCAAGAAGCCAGAUCCAAGGACGGAGCGACCACGCAGCGCGGUGGAGCAGCAGAUGAGUUCUGAGAGUGGCCGUCCCAGGAUGAGCGUGGAGGAGCAGCUGGAGAGGAUCAGGCGCCACCAGCAGGGCACCCUCAGGGAGAAAAAGAAGGGCCUGGCUAUCCGGGGUGGCAGCCAGGAGAACACACCCUCUCGCAGUCACUCGUUUAAUAGAGAAAACCACUUAAGAAGCGUGCAGUCCCAGAGUAGGCGCAGGGAUGACGUGGUAAGCUGUGACAUCCAGAUGCUGGAGGCCUCACUCAGACAGCAGGAGGUGGUGAGGGAGCAGGAGACACCCGCAGAGGAGAUCGCCCGUCUCAAAGAAGCCUCACAGACUGAUAUCCUAAAUGUAGAUCGGGAGCUUGCAGUGCCUGACAAAGUGCUGAUUCCUGAGCGUUAUGUGGAGUCAGACCCAGAGGAGGCUCUGAGUCCUGAGCAAGAGGCUGAUAAGCAGAGGAAAGUGGACCGCAUCAAAGCUCUAAUAGCCAAAAACAGCAUGCAGAACGUGCUACCUAGUUUGGCUCUCAGCCCUGAGGAGGAGAAUGUGGAAGAGGUCACCGUGCAGGAGAAAGAGAAGAUGAUUAAUAUCUCCUACGAGCUGGCAGCAGAGGCCUCCAAACGCAGCAAGCUGGUAGCAGUGAAAAGCCUGUCGUCCUCACCCCCACCCCUUCCACAGUCACCUAACACACCCCCUCAACUCACUGAUGGGUCUCACUUCAUGUGUGUGUAGUAGCACCACACAAGCUCUGGCCUCAGUGAAAACCUACACAUGAAGGACUCAGUGUUGGAGGCAUAAAGGUGCCUCAGAAGGCUUACCCAAGAACAUCAGCACAAGGCGACGGCCUACAGAGAAAGAAACUGCCUACUCUGAACUCUGGGGUGUUGACCUCCGACUUCUGUAUUCUCACUGUGACGUCUUAAGCUCCAAUGCCACCAAAAACACUUUAUCUGUCUGAUAUUUCUCUGUUCUUGGUCCUCUUUGGGCCACCACACCCUCCUCAACCUGGUGAGGCAACACACCUCUGUUACUGUCGUCGUCACAGUUCCACUUUUGGUUUUUACAUGGUUUUUAAGGUUAUUUUAUUAUUUAUAUGGUUUUAUUAGGUUAUUCUUUGAACAUGGGCCAACUGUACAUAGAUAUAAGGCUAAAAGACUGAAGUCUGAAGUUAGACUAAGGGGCCUGUCAGAAAAGGUCCUGGUUUCACCACCUGUCCAAACAUUUUUCACAUAAUUUAAUUUCACUCGAAUCUUUCAGUAAGCCACGUUUUCCACACAAAUGUCAUUAACUCACCAUUCAUAUUUAUCAACUGUAAAGAACAUUUGUCUAUGCUGAAGAUACAUAUAUAAAAGAUAUAGAUCCCUCUAUUAUACCGAAAGGAGGGUUAUUUUAUUGCUGCAGAUUGAUCAUAGAGAAGAUUAUUUGUAAUUUGAUCUUGUCCCUGGGUUGUAAUAAUUUAACUACAGGAUCUUCUGCAAGCCCUGUCGCAUUGUUGCCGACAAUUAUGUGAAUGUUCAGGCUUUUGUCACUCUAUACUAUCUUUUUUAUUGCCGAGAGAUAUAUUUAAACCAAGAGAAGGAAAAUAAAUCAGAGUUUGGUUCUAUAUUAUGACAUGUUAGUUUGAAGUCUUGGAACUAAAACAAUAAAGAUUAGCACAUGUAAAGCAAUAAAAUGAAAAUGUUUGUGGAUCCAGGAUUCAUAUUUUUUCUUUGUGUAAAAAGUGUAAUUAUCAGAGGUUUACUGUGUAUAUAAUGUACAUGGUAUAGCAGGAUGGAAAUGUGUAUCCAACCUAUGGUUACAUACUAGAUUUGAUUUGCAAAUGUUCAUAUUCCAUCUGUUUUAUAUCAUGUUAAAUAAAUGUUGCUGUUCUUAA